Molecule: messenger RNA, 681 nt
Organism: Cotesia congregata
Lineage: Eukaryota; Metazoa; Arthropoda; Insecta; Hymenoptera; Braconidae
Source: the annotation of a GenBank genome assembly
AUGGCUUUUGUCCGUCACUACCAGGAGAUCCACGAUCAUAUGGAGAUGACAAAAAAAAGAGAAGAGGAGGAAUUCAAUUCUCUAAAGGCUGCUGGGAGCUUGUGGACAUGUCAGUGUUGCUUCGACGACGAAUGCAUGCCUUCCCAGUGCUCAACGUGCGAAAAUACUCACGUUUUUUGCAAUUCCUGCGUUAUUAAGGGAACCGACACAAGACUAGGAGACGGCGAGACACGUGUCCCAUGCUUCCUUAACUGUGGAAGUGAAUUCAGUAUAUCUACUCUACAGCAUGUUCUUCCGCCGACCAAGUUCAGCAUUUUGCUAAAGAAACGGCAAGCUGCAGAGGUCAUGGCAGCUGGGUUGGAAGGGUUAGUCUCUUGUCCAUUCUGCCACUUUGCUUCAAUUCCGGCAGAAGGAGAUAAAGUCUUCAAGUGCUUGAACCCUGAAUGUAUGAAGGAGUCAUGUAUUCAGUGCAAGGAACCGAAUCAUGUGCCGUACAAGUGUGGAGAGCUGGAUAAGAAAGACAAGGCCAGGAAGUACAUCGAGGAGAAGAUGACCCAAGCGCUGACACGUACUUGUUAUCAGUGCAAGAGGGCCUUCUUCAAGGAAGAGGGAUGUAACAAGAUGCUGUGUCCCUGUGGAGCUAUGAUGUGCUACAUUUGCAAUCAGCCUGUCAAGGGUUAU